GACUGGUGGAUAUUUAUCCCAAACGCAUUGACGUCUCUCUUAGCGCCAUCUUUAGAAAUUAGUGAAGGAGAAACAAACUGAAUAAUCUUCGUCUUCUUUCUUUCGGCCCUGGAGAGCAGCUAGAGGUUACCGUUGGCCACAAAACUAUCGACGGCAAAAUCUUGCAGUAACCAUGGGAGUAAAGGUACAACGCCCUCGCUGUUUUUUCGAUAUAGCCUUCAACAAUGUGCCUGUGGGGAGAGUUGUGGUUGAAUUAUUUUCUGACGUAUGUCCUAAAACAUGUGAGAACUUUCGCUGCCUCUGUACAGGUGAAAAGGGAAUUGGAAAAGGCACUCAAAAGCCUUUACAUUAUAAAGGCUGUCUGUUUCACAGAAUUGUGAAGGAUUUUAUGAUUCAAGGAGGAGACUUCAGUGAAGGAAAUGGCAAAGGCGGUGAAUCCAUUUACGGAGGCUUUUUUGAAGAUGAAAGUUUUUCUGUCAAACACAACAAGGAGUAUCUGCUGUCUAUGGCCAACAGGGGCAAAGAUACAAAUGGUUCACAGUUUUUCAUAACAACAAAGCCAACUCCUCAUUUAGAUGGAGUUCAUGUGGUUUUUGGUCAAGUGAUCUCUGGCCAGGAAGUGAUCAAAGACAUGGAAAACCAGAAGACAGACGCCAGCAGUAGACCGUAUGCUGAAGUAAAAGUUCUCAACUGUGGGGAACUUAUUCCAAAAUCCAAGGCGAAAAAGGAAGAGAAGAAAAGAAAGAAGUUGUCUUCAAGUGAUUCCGAGAGCUCCAGUGACUCGCAUUCUUCAGAGUCAUCAUCUGAAUCGGAGGGUGAUUCAGAAAAGGAAUCCAAGAAAAAAAAGAAACACAAGAAAGAAUCUAAAAAACAAAAGAAGCAAAAAAAGAAAGACGAAAAGAAAAGUUCUGGAGAGGAGAGUGAAGAUGAAAAAAAUGAAGCCGAUCCCCUCUCCACUGUUCGUCCUGAGGAGAUCCCUGCAAUCCCAGAAAACCGGUUCCUUAUGAGAAGGAGCCCUCAACAGAAAGAGGAGACGGAAAAUAAAAAAGAAAAAGAAAGAGAGAGCAAUGUUUUAAACUCUCAGCCGUCAUCAUAUCAGAGAAGGCUGUUGGUAACCAGGUCUGGCAGGAAAAUUAAAGGACGAGGACCAAGACGCUACAGAACGCCGUCCAGGUCACGGUCUAGAGAUCGGUUCAGACGCAGUGAAACGCCUCCCCAUUGGAGGCAAGAGAUGCAGCGAGCUCGGAGAAUGAGGGCUCCCAGUGGUGAACGAUGGAUUAAAGGAGACAAGAGUGACUUAAUGGAAGGCAAUAAGGAAAUGCCAAAGCCUCAAGGAAGAGGAAGGGAAAGAAAGACCUCGGAGAAUAAACUCGAGACCUCAGACAGCCCCAGCAAAAGCAGGGAAAGGGAUAAGAGAGCUAGGGCACGCAAAUCCAGGAGCAAAGACAAGGAGUCGAGGAAAAAUGAAGAUAAAGAGGACAGACAUGACAAACACAAAUCUAAAAAGAAAGUAAAACCAAGCCGAAGUAAGAGUAAAGAAAAGAGAGCAAAAUCUGGAAGUAAAGAGCGAGAACAAAAAUGCAGUAAAGAUGAUGAAGAGAGAGCCAGAUCACAAAGCAAAGGCAGAAAUAAUACCAAAGGAAAAGAGAAGGAAAAAAACUCUGAAUCAGGAGUGAAAGAAAUGGAGAGGAGUAAAAGCAAAGAAAGGGAUGAAGGCAAAAGUAAAGACAGGUGUGCAAAAUCAAGAAGCAAAGAGAGAGAUUCCAACAAAGAAAAACAUGUAAGAUCCAGUAGCAAAACCAGGGAACAAAGCCGAAGCAGAGACAGAGGAAAAAGAGCUCAAUCCCAGAGCAAAGACCGGCAGCAAAAUAGAGAUAAGGAGGCAAAAAGAAGAGGCAGAUCAAAAAGCAGGGAGAAAAAGCGAUCUCCUGAAAAGGCCAAAACAAGGGACUCGAGGAGGAGCAGAAAAUCAAAGAGUUCUGAACAUGAAAGAACACGAAGCGCUGAUAAAGAAAAGAAUCAAAAUAAGGAGAGUUCACAUCAUAAAAGAAAUAGAACCAAUGAUGAAAGUCACCAAAAGAGAUCCAAAAGCAGAGACGGCAGCAGUUCUGACAGUAAGGAUGAAAGAAAGGCAAGAAAUAAACGUGGAAGAAGCCAAAGUCGAAGUCCCAGCUCAAAAAAAAAGGAAAGUAGUAAAGAGAGAGUAUCUUCACAUAAAAGUAAGGAAAAAGAAAAGAGAAAAUCCUCCAGUGAAGAGAGGAAUCAAAAGAGCAAGGAAAAAGAUAAAAACCAUAGUAAGGAAAAGUAUGACCGUGAAUCAAGCCCAAGUACAGAUUAGAGUGAUUAACCAAGAUGAACUGUGAUUUAAUGGACCUGUAGUCUGUUGUUGUCUGUAAUAUAAUUGCAGGCGCAUUACAGACAUGUCAUCUUUUUAAUAUACUUCAGUUGGCUCUUUAGACAAUCUGCAGCUUGGAAUAUUUGUAAUACUGACGUUUUAAUAAAUGUAUAAGUUUUAGGGGGAAACUUUUUUUGGUGUGUUACAGUAGAUUGAAGUUAUUUUUGGUAAUGCUUUACCUGGCUACAUUUAUUUUAAACUAUACAGGACUAUCUGUGGACAUCAAGAAGUGUGCUGAUUUACUGGAAUUCUUUGAGACCUGAUUCUAAAUUAUAAGGUGUCCAUACCUAGAUAUUUUUGUAACAUGAAAAAGUAUACUGUAAAUACCCAAUGUAAAGUCAGAAUGUAAGAUAUGUGACCUAAAAAUAAUGCAUUUUUUUGUUUAAAGCAUAGCAAUACCAGGGCUUGAUGUAACAGAAUUUUUUUUUUUUCUUUUUUUUGUGGCCCACGACGUAGUAUGUAUUGUUAGUCUGUUUCUUUAGAAUCCACUUGCAAUACUGUUGAGCAGGGCAGCUUUAUUGUAUUGUUAAUUCUUUACAAUGUUUGUUGUUGUCUGCUCUGAUUGUAAAAAGCACGGUUCUACAUCUGGAUCUCUAAUACUAAUACCCAUAUUCAGCAGAAACCUUCGAGUUCUUAAGCACAAAGUGAGCACUGGCCUGCUAGUUUUUUUAUUUUUAUUGUUUUCCCUCAGAACAAGGGCAUUAAACUAUUUUUUUUUUUUUUUUGUGCCAUUUCAUUGAGGUUCAUAUAAUUACUUUGGGACAGUAAUAUGAUUUUUAUUGUAUUUUAGCCAGUUCUCAGGACAAGAUUUGUAGAAGUACUACACCAAUUUGAGAUUGAGAUAUUUUGUAAAUGUGCAAAUUCAUAUAUUGGUAUGAGGCAAUUUUCCAAAAUGUUUUUAGUACAGUAUAAUUGAUGCUAUUAAUCCGUUUUGAGAAACUGCUUUUAAAUUGGGGAGGGGAGGAGAGAGGGGGGGUUAUAAAUUAGUUGCAAGGAUUGUUCCUUAAUUUCCUGAUAUUAAAUGCAUAUGUGUUUCCGUAUCUUGUUAUUUUUAGGGGCGAUUCAUGUGUCAUCUCCAUACUUGACUGCUUGCAUAUUUUCAGUUUCUGUAUUGGUGAUAAUAUCACCAACAAAAACUAACUUUAAUUCAUACUUACAAAUUGUUUUCUAUAAGUGUAUUUCUUUAUUUCCAUUACCAGUAUUCUGCAGCUCACUGAAAUGAAAAGUGCAUUUUGUGACUGAUUUCUUUGAAAGAACAGUUUUCAAUUUUUUUCAUCCAUAUGAAAACCCGUCUCAAAAUAAAGAUUUUUUUG
Polyodon spathula (Mississippi paddlefish) is the source of this 3708-nucleotide messenger RNA. RefSeq names its product peptidyl-prolyl cis-trans isomerase G-like. Gene Ontology annotation, cellular component: nucleus. Lineage: Eukaryota; Metazoa; Chordata; Actinopteri; Acipenseriformes; Polyodontidae. The transcript has 13 exons. The record is from RefSeq and is a predicted model, not a curated record. Gene Ontology annotation, molecular function: peptidyl-prolyl cis-trans isomerase activity. Gene Ontology annotation, biological process: protein folding; protein peptidyl-prolyl isomerization. The coding region runs from base 173 to 2338 and encodes 721 amino acids.